CACGACAACAAGGAAUACGGCGUCACACACUUUCUAGACCACCAACUAGCAAGCCAAAAAAAAGAGUUGAUGGGAGAGGCUCUGAAUUCCCUCUUGUAGACAUCGACUCGGUCUUGGCAUUGCGUUGCGUUGCGUUGCGUUGCGUUCCCUUCCUAGAACACGAUGAGCCACCAAACCAACGACGGUGCACCGCCGCCGCCGUUCGAGGCGUCCGGCAGCGAAACCACAGCGCCCGUCGCCAACAAGCUCGAGGAGGACCUCAAAAAAAGCGCACCGCGGGUAAUGAAGCACAUGAACGACGACCACGGGGACAGCCUCGUUGCCUACGUCCUGGCCUUUGGGGUGGACGACCCCAGCAGGACCAGCGACAACCAACAGCCGCACCAGGGUGCCGGCCUCCUCGCGGCCGUCCAAAACGGAUCCCUGGCCAUUGCCUCGGCCAGGCUCACGGACGUGCGCACCGACGGCUUUGUGCUCGAGGUUUUGGUGGAAGCUUCCGCCCCCGGAAGCGGGGAGCCGGGGCCCUCCGUCCUCCAAGGUGUCCUGGUCCCCUACGGCCGGCCCCUCUCGGGCGCGAGGGACCUGCACGCGGUGGCGGUGGAGCUGCACCACUCGGCCCACCAUCGCCUGGGGGUGGUCUACAAGGCCCGGAGCGGCUACUACAAGGGGUCGGUGGCGGCCCUGGCCCGGAGGGUCCUGGGGAAACCCAAGCAGCGCUCGGCGGGGUGGGCCCUGGYGGCGGCGGCGACCGCGGCGAUUGCCGCGGUGGCCUGGAGGGCGAGAAGGCCGGCGGCGGCAGCCUGAGCGCCGCUCCCGGCCCGGAAGGGGGGGAAAGACCUCC
Messenger RNA from Pseudo-nitzschia multistriata, 841 nucleotides. NCBI's taxonomy places the organism in Eukaryota, Bacillariophyta, Bacillariophyceae, Bacillariales, Bacillariaceae. The record is from the annotation of a GenBank genome assembly.